Dentiscutata heterogama is the source of this 2424-nucleotide messenger RNA. NCBI's taxonomy places the organism in Eukaryota, Fungi, Glomeromycota, Glomeromycetes, Diversisporales, Gigasporaceae. The record is from the annotation of a GenBank genome assembly.
AUGGAUAACAUAUCAUUUAAUGGUGAAUUUACUGGAUCUGAAAGGUCAAAAAAACGAAGAAGAAGUAAUAAUGAAAAUUCAGCAAAAGAAGGAGAAAAAGCAAUUAAUAUUCAAGUAGUUGUGCGUUGUCGUGCAAGAAUUGAACGUGAAGUCGCCGCAAAUUCUCCAAUUAUUGUUCAGGCUACUCCUCGUGAAAUUAAAGUUUGGUCUAAUCCUCAAGAUAUGAUGCCGUAUAAAACUUUUACUUUUGAUAAAGUUUUUGGUUCUGAUGCUGAUCAAAGUAAAAUUUUUGAUACUAUUGUAAUUCCAAUAUUACAUGAAGUUAAAGCUGGAUAUAAUUGUACUUUAUUCGCUUAUGGUCAAACUUCUACUGGAAAAACUUUUACUAUGGAAGGAAAACUUGACCUUUGCAAUGGUAAUAUUAGUCCUGAUGCCGGUGUUAUCCCACGUUCUUUAUAUUAUCUAUUUGAUACUUUGGAGGCUGAACAAGCUGAUUUUUCCGUUAAAAUUUCUUAUAUUGAAUUAUAUAAUGAAGAAUUAAAAGAUUUACUUUCUUCUGAUAGUGAUACUAGACAAUUAAAGAUCCUUGAUGAUGUAAAUAGAAAGUGUGUUCUUCAAGGUCACGAAGAAGUACUUAUUAAAAAUGCUGAAGAUGGAAUAAACGUUUUGAAACAGGGUUCAAUAAAACGUCAAGUUGCUCAAACAAAUUAUAAUAAGAAUUCUAGUCGUUCUCAUUCUGUAUUCCUUAUUACUGUUCAUAUUAAGGAAACUAUGCCUGAUGGUGAAGAUUUAUUAAAAGUUGGAAAAUUUAAUUUAGUUGAUUUGGCUGGUUCAGAAAAUAUUAGUAGAACUGGUGCUGAAAAUCUUCGUGCAAAAGAAGCUGGAAAAAUCAAUAGAAGCUUGUUAACAUUAGUUACAAAAAAAGCUUUAAUCAAAGAAUAUAUUGGUGAAAUUGAACGUUUGAGAGCUGAUCUAUUAGCUGCUAGAGAAAAAAAUGGAAUAUAUUUAUCACAAGAUACUUAUCAAACUCUAGUAGAUGAAAAUCAAAGUCGAAAAGAUGAAAAUGAGGAAUUGAAAAAGUUGAAUGAAAAUUUAAAGCAACAAACUGAAAAAUUUGAACAAGAAAAUUCUAUUAUUAAUAGAAAACUUUUACGGCAAAUUUCUAUUAAUAAUCAUCACCAAAAAGUAUUUCAAGAAUUUCAACAAAUGAUGUUAUCAGUAACAUCUCAAUUAGAAUAUAAAUUUAAAGAAAUAAAAUCUGUACAUAUUGGAUUUGGUGAAUUGAUAUAUAACAAAGCAAGGGAAUUUAUGGAACGACGCGAAAAUGAAAUUUCAACUGUUAUUAAAUGUAUAGAAGAACGUAUUGAUCGAUCCUUAAUACAAAAAGAUCAAAUUAUUCAAAUAUUUGAUAAUCAAGAACAAAUUGCCGUUAAUUUAAAUUCUGAACUAUCAAAAUUCCGUGAAGAAACUCUAAAACUUAUGGAUCAGAAAAGUCAAGAAUUACGAGAUAAUGCAUCCGCGACGUUCAAUACAUUUCAAAAUGAAUUGUCAAAUCAAUUCGAAAAGGUUCAAUCAUAUCAAGUGAAAUUCGGUGAAGAUUUAUCUGGUCUAAUGAAAACAACUCAAGAACAUAUUACAUCUCAAAAUCAAGCGAUCACUUCUUUCCGUAAUUUCACACGUGAAACUUCCAAUUCUCAAAUAGAUUGUAUGAUAGAACAAAAUCAUCUUUUGACACAACUUGCAGAGGAAGAUGUUCUAUUAAGAAAAUCAAUGGAAGAAGAAAUUUUAGCCAAUGUGUUAGAAACACUUAAAAAAUAUGGUGAUGCACAUUCAGCUAAAAUCAAAAAUGUCAUUAAUAACGUUCAAGAUAUAAUUCAAAAGAAUGUCGAUUCCGUUAAAUCAUUUGGUGAAGCGUGCAAUAAUGUUGUUAAUGACAUAAAUUCUGCGAACACUUCUUAUUUGACCAACUUUAAUAAUAGAUAUGAUGCUUCCAAGGAAAAUCUAUCAGCUUUAGAAAAUGAAAACCGACUAGUACGAAUUGAUGCCAUAGAAGAUAACAUAUAUACACGAUUGGAUGAAUGUAAAGAUGCACUUAGAUCAAAGAUAAUAUCGUUAGAUACAUUUGCAAGUGCCGCAGUUAAAGAGACAUCAGAAUUACAAAAACGACAUGCUCAAUCUUUCAAUUCAUUUACCACGGAUGUAACUCAAGGCUUUUCCGAAUUUCAGAAUCAAUUCCUCAUAACACGAAUGGAUUCAGAAACUAUGACAAAGAGUGUCUUUGACCUGAAUCAAGCUAAUGUGAAUACGACUAGCGGUUUAUAUAUCAAUUUUGUUAACCAAGUCCAACGGUCUCGUGAAGAAAUCAAUUCAUUAUCAGAAAAAUUUAACGAUUCUGACACUAAAAUUAGAACGCCUACAACUAAG